Psilocybe cubensis is the source of this 1557-nucleotide messenger RNA. RefSeq lists its product as uncharacterized. Lineage: Eukaryota; Fungi; Basidiomycota; Agaricomycetes; Agaricales; Agrocybaceae. The transcript is spliced from 8 exons. The record is from RefSeq and is a predicted model, not a curated record. Gene Ontology annotation, molecular function: cholinesterase activity. Bases 1 to 1557 code for a protein of 518 amino acids.
AUGAAAUUUCUUCUUGUGGUGUUGACUUCUGCCUUGUCCGUCUGCCAUGCCAUCAGUAUUCACUCGAGAACAAAUGGCGGCCUCAUUGUGAAUACCGUACAGGGAACCGUUUCUGGUACAUUUGUUACACCUACAGUCCGUCAAUUUCUGGGUAUACCGUAUGCCUCCGCCGGCCGUUGGCAACCACCAACCAGUCCUCCGAAGCGGCGUUCAAUCCUCAGCGCCACUAGCUACAGUGAUACUUGUCCUCAAAAUCUUGCGCCUGCGAACCUGGAGUUCUUAAAACUUGCUGGAGGGCAAGGCAUUGAUAUUCCGGAAUCCGAAAGUUGUCUUACUGCGAAUAUCUGGGCCCCAAGUCUUAAUAGGAAGCAGAAAACUGCAGUAUUGAUAUGGAUUUACGGGGGUGCAUUCCAAUUCGGAUCUAGCAAUCUUCCAAUCUACAAUGGUCAAAAUUUCGUGCGUGAUAAUGAAGAUAUCACUAUUGUAACCUUCAAUUAUCGUCUUAACAUCUUUGGACAACCAAACGCUCCCCAACUUGUCAGCAAAACUGGUUCCCAAAAUUUUGGUCUUCUCGAUAUUGAAGCCGCUGUUCAAUGGGUGCACGAAAAUAUUGCUGCAUUCGGGGGCGAUCCUGACCGUAUCUCUUUAUUCGGUCAAAGCGCAGGAAGUACAGCGACAGACGCAUAUGCAUUUUCUCAUCCUCAAGACAAGAUUGUAAAAGGUAUUAUUCAACAAUCGGGAAAUCUUGGGCUUGUAACAAAUGGUCUACUUGCAAACCCCACACUUGAUGAAACCACGUGGAAUAACUUAGCGUCAUCUUUGGGUUGUGGAAAGACUGCCAACAGCGCUCAGCUCUCCUGCAUGAAAGAAAUACCCUCGCGUACACUAGAAAACGCGGUCAUCAAAACUGGCUCAAACUUCAACCUUGUUACCGAUAAUAUUACCAUAUUUUCUGACAUAGCAUCGCGCUCUGCCGCUGGAAAUUUCUUGAAAGUCCCUGUCCUAGGCGGAAGUACCCUGAAUGAGGGAGACAUUUUUACGGUUGCUUCUCAACUAAUUUCACCGUCGGGAGUUGCUCUACCGUUUGUGACUGAGAUUCUUUCCGAUAUACAAACACAGACAACAUUUACCUGUCCGGCAGGAGCCUCUGCUCAAAUCCGCCUCAACGCAAAAGUCCCUACCUGGAGAUACCAAUAUCAAGCUGUAUUCCCAAAUAUUUCCCCAAGGCCGGAUUUGCGAUCUUACCACGCUUCAGAAAUUCCUAUUGUCUUUGGAACAUUCAACACUACUCCUUCGGUACCCUCCACACCAACAGAAAUACUAUUGUCCCAUUACAUGCAAUCGGCUUGGGUAGCAUUUGCUAGGAAUCCCUCCGAAGGACUAGUCAAUUUCGGGUGGCCGCUGUACGACCCAACAUCGCCCACUCUAGUCCAGAUUGGGAAUGCUGCCAACGCAACUGGGAUGGUUCUAACAACUGGCUCGCUCCUUGAUACAACUUGUGGGAACGUACCUGAACUCCUUGAAUUUUCAGGUCAACUUUCUGCCAAUUUUGCUUGA